Molecule: messenger RNA, 618 nt
Organism: Closterium sp. Naga37s-1
Lineage: Eukaryota; Viridiplantae; Streptophyta; Zygnematophyceae; Desmidiales; Closteriaceae
Source: the annotation of a GenBank genome assembly
AUGUCCAGGUUCAAUGCAUCGGACAUCCGGAGGCGGCUCAACGGGCGCCGGCUGGUGUUCGUGGGUGACUCGUUGUGCCGCAACCAGUUUGAGAGCGCUCUGUGCCUCCUUGGCAUUGAUCUUCCCGAUGUCUCUGCUGUUUUCGAGCGCACAGGCAACAAUCUGACCAGGAAGGUGGACACGAUGGUGUAUGACUUCACUGAGUUCAACUUCACUGUGGAGUACCACCUCUCACACUUCCUCGUGGGAUUCCACAGGGCUCCCCCGGAUGCGCCACCUCACAUUGGAGCAGUGGUCAACACAGACACGGUUGACCCUCUCUUUGCUCGGAGGCUCUUUGACGAUCGGCCAGAGGGAUUGAUUCUCGUGCUUAAUGCAGGCCACUGGUUUACCCCAUCAAAGAUAUCACAUCAGAACGUCUCUUUCCUGGUGAACAACCAGACUCGCCCGGACAUCGAUGAGACCGAGGGAUUCCGCCUGGCCAUGCUGCGCGUGUCAGACUGGCUCCAGCAGUGGCCGCCUCAGGCUGCCAAUGCCACAGCUGUCUUCCGCACCUAUGCACCCGCCCACUUCGCGGGUGGCAGGUCUUUGUGGGCUGGGAAAGGGGCACAUGCAUGA